AUGUUCACUAAAUUUGGUUAAUAGUUAAAACCCAUUGGCAAUAGAUCGUCGUCUGAAACUAAGAAGGAAUAAGCUAACCAAAAAUAAAACUUUUAAAUAACCCAAAAGAGAUAGAAGAGUGAAUCAAAAGUAAGUGAAGAAUAGAAAUCGCUCUUUUAGAGUAUAUCUACACAAAGGGGAAAUGUAAGAUUACCUGAUUUAAACAAAUCGCAAAAACAAAUUGAAAAGUCAAUAUCUGGAGGUGAUAUCACUAAAAAACCUCCUCUAAUGAAAAGUAGAAUCAUCAUUGACACCAAAUAAAAAUAACAGUAGUAAUAAUAAUAGUCUUUGACGUAAUCAAUGACUAUAAAGAAUAAAAAUGAUGAGAGUAUUUAGCAUAGUCAAUAAUAAAAAGAAAAGGUGAAGGUCUCCUAUUUUAGUUAAUCACGACCUGGUUAUGAUGGAAUAUCUGAGAAAACUAAUUAAGAUAGAGAACUCUGUUUAUAGUUAGAUGAAAAUAAUUAUGCAUUUGUAGUAAUGGAUGGUCAUGGAAUGGAAGGAGAAUAAGUUAGCGGUUUUGUUAAGGAACAAUUGAAACUUAAUUUGAAUAAGUUUUAUAAGCUAUUUGACUUUCAAAAGAUAUUUUUGGAUAUCCAUUAAAAGAUGAAAUUGCAGACAGCUUUUGAAUGUUAAUUCUCUGGAACAACUGCAACUGUACUACUUCUAAAAGAAAACAAUAUACAAUGCGGUUGGGUAGGUGAUAGCAGAGCCAUUCUAGUGAGGAAACAUCAAGAUUUAUCUGUUAUUGAAUUAUCAGUAGAUCAUAAGCCUCAUUUGGAAGGAGAACGAAAGAGAAUAGAAUAACAUGGGGGAGUUGUAGAUACAUAUCAUCUUCCAGGUGGAGCACCCAUAGGACCAUCGAGAGUAUGGGCAAAGGGAGCAUAAUUUCCUGGUUUGGCAAUGAGUCGAAGUUUAGGAGAUUUGGUUGCUGCAUCUAUUGGAGUAUCUCAAAUACCUGAGUUAAAAAUAGUAGAUAUGGUGAAUAAAGAGGAUUUAUUUAUUGUAUUAGGAUCUGAUGGAAUCUGGGAGUUUCUUAAUAAUAAAACUAUAGCAGAAUUGGUUUAUCCAUUUUAUAUGAAGAACGAUCCUUAAGGAGCUUGUUAAAAGAUUAUUUAGGAGGCUGUGGCUGCUUGGAAAAUGCAUAGUUAGGGAAUAGAUGAUAUUACUGCAAUAGUUAUAUUCUUUUAAUAUGGAUUGUGA
Messenger RNA from Paramecium tetraurelia, 1239 nucleotides. RefSeq lists its product as uncharacterized. Gene Ontology annotation, molecular function: protein serine/threonine phosphatase activity. Lineage: Eukaryota; Ciliophora; Oligohymenophorea; Peniculida; Parameciidae. Gene Ontology annotation, biological process: protein dephosphorylation. The record is from RefSeq and is a predicted model, not a curated record. The transcript has 3 exons.